AUGAAUGCGCCUACUUCCACGAAAUACAUCGAGUCGAUCAGUGGAGAGAACUUCAGUCUUCACUACAGGAUUCAUCGCGACUUUGAAUUGGCCAAGGCUGUGGAUAAGCGUCAUCGCGGCAUAGGGAUCGUAUACACGCUGGAUGGAAAUCCACAUGAUAGAUGGCACUACUACUUCCCCUUCCCGUCCGGCACCAGAAAAGGUUGUCUUAGCUAUCGCGAGUCAACAGACUCGCAGGGACGGAAAAUACACCAGCCUCUGCGGUUUGCUACGAUCACAAUCCUUGAGUCCGACGACAAGGAUCGCAUAGAGAGGGAGAAGAAGUCUUCUGCUCAACUGGGAGUCCUACAAGUUGAAUUCAGGCUCAUUACAAAAGUAAAACAAGAUAUUCCCAGCGAAGAAUCUGUUUGUAAGGAAGGAAACAGCACCACCGAUGAGGCUGAAGCAGAAGAUUCCGCAAAGCCGCUAGAGUUGGCCGAAAAGGCCCUCAAGGGCCGGGCAAUAUCUAAUUCUACAAGCCUUGGACCAGCUCGGGUUAUCGGACGGCGGCCCCGUAGCGUCACUUCAUCUGCGAACCCAUCCGCGAAGAGAAAGCCAAAAUGGCGAUGGAAAUACAUCCUGAUGAAGGAUGAGCCCCCCCUUGCCGUCUUCAGAUUCCUAUACAGAUCAAUGGAUGAUCUGCAAAAGGAGCUGAUAGUUCCAAGAAAUCCUGCAGCAUUGGUGGAGAGAAAAGAGGUUUCGAUUGAGAAUCUUUCAAUGGAGGAGAUCAUGCAACUUGCACGAGAGAGACUCAAUCAAAAGAAUGCUGACACCAAGGUUAAAACCGAGGAGAAACCAACUCUCAAGCGACCACACGGUGACAUCAUUGAUGUGGAGGACACAGGCUCAAGUGAUGGAUCUGGAAAUUCUAGACAAAGAAGAAUCUUCAUUGAUCUUACAGAGUAG
This is a messenger RNA of Pestalotiopsis fici W106-1, 945 nucleotides long. RefSeq lists its product as uncharacterized. NCBI's taxonomy places the organism in Eukaryota, Fungi, Ascomycota, Sordariomycetes, Amphisphaeriales, Sporocadaceae. The record is from RefSeq and is a predicted model, not a curated record. The transcript is spliced from 4 exons. The coding region runs from base 1 to 945 and encodes 314 amino acids.